AGCUCUAUCUAGUUACAUCAGCUCAGUAGCAUGCAUGUAGAUUAUGAUACGUCGUUACGAACACACACGGUGGAGGUAUGCAAUGUUCGCAGUAAUCGAACUCCACACCGUCAUUGUUCGGUCACAACAACACAUAGCGCGGAGUGCGGACCGCGGUGACAUAGCGGUGAACGGUGAAUGGUGAUAGUGUGUUAUCUUGCAGGCAGCAGGUUGUCGCCGCGGGAUUAACGCCGCACCGAGUCUCGGAUCAUUACGAUCGAGUCGGGAUCGAGUGACCGGCGCGGUGCGCGGGCGCCGCCGGCCGCGCCGCAUUCCACCGCCGCGCGCCACGAGAGACGCACGCGUGUUCCACUCCGCGACUUUUCGAAACCGCGACUCGUGUGAUAACCACCCGCCCGAAACGAUCGUAUUCUAGUGUUCCAUCGAAACAGGAAAUAGCACGGGCUAUAGUAUCGCAGGCGAGCCGAAAAUCGCCCGGGUUGCCCCCGAGAGGCUGCAUUCCAAACCGGUGUCGCUCCUCAGCGGUCGCGUAGUACUGUGUGUGUCGGUCGCCCGCAACUGGUUUAGUGCCGAGUUUCAUUAGGACGAAUUUCUCUUUAGUGCCUGUGCUCCCGCGUAUUUAACUCAUAAUGUAAUACGGCUGCCGGCGUGUUUCCCGGUAAAAUGGCUCGAGGCUCCCCGAGCGAGAGCGAGCGCCGCCUCGACGGGGCCGGGAGCCGGGCCGGCGGCGAGUGCCGGGCCGGCGGGCUGCGCGUCCGCUUCCUGGACGAGGAGGGCAACACCGAGCGGACCGUCAGCGCCGACGUGGUCGACUGCGCCGUCUCCCGCGUCAAGAAGAUUCACUUCCUGAGGAGCAGGAGCUCCAGCGAGACGAGCAUCCUGCUGCGGAACCCCUCACUGCUGCGCCGCCGCUCCAGCGGGGACUGCCGCGCCGACGCCGCCGACGCCGCCGACACCCUCAACAACAACUCCUCCACCGAGAACCUCAACGGCAAGGAUGGAGCGGCGGAGGCCGCCCGCGAGGAGGGCGAAGGGCCGCACUACAAGCGGAACUGCAACGUGUACAGCGUGAACCGGGCGCGGACGCUGACGCUGGAUCGCAAGAAGUCGCUGACGAUGCCCAGGCUGAUCGCGCUGCGGGAGACGGAGCCGGCCAAGUCCACGCUGCCGGCGGAGGUGAGCCUGGCGGAGGCGGGGGCGGGGGCGGGGGCGGGGGCGGGGGCGGCGCGGGCGCUGGGGCGGCUGUCGCGCGGGCUGGGCCGCCUGCUGCGCCGCACCAACAGCGUGCGCAUCAGCGAGCCGGACCCCGUCUACAAGGUCGCCUACCUCGGCAACGUCCUCACCGGCUGGGCUAGAGGUGAAGGCUGCAUCGAGAAGCCGCUGGCGACGCUGUGGCGCAACUACCAGCAGUCCACGAAGCCCGACGUCGUGAUGAAGCUGUCCGUCACCAACUCCGGCCUGAAGGGCGUGACCAAGGAGCACGGCCUCACCGAGUACUGGUCCCACCGCGUCACGUACUGCGCCAGCCCGCCCCACUACCCCCGCCUCUUCUGCUGGGUCUACCGCCACGAGGGCAAGAAGCUCAAGCACGAGCUGCGCUGCCACGCCGUGCUCUGUACCAAAGAAACAAUCUCGAAAAGGAUAACCGAGGAGCUCCAGGUGAAGCUCAAGCAGGCGCUGGUCGAGUUCAAAAAGGACCGCAUCUCGAAGCAGAACGCGCGGCUCAGCCUCGCCAACAGCGUGUACGACAACCCUAGCAUGCCGCGCCGCAAGAUCCUGCUGAGCGUCGGCGCGCUCAACUACCGGCCGCCGCUCGAGCGCUCCAAGUCCGCGCCCAAGCUCGGCGCCAUCGAGGAGCUGUGGUCCGAGGAGGACGAGGAGGAGGCCGAGCUGAACUCGCGGCGGGGCGGCGACCUGGAGACGAGCCUGUACGCGGCGCGCGCGCUCGACCGCCGGCGGGCCGAACUGCGGUCGCCGCGCAAGAUGUCCUGCCCCGAGGGCGUCAUGAACGCGCUUCGGCUGCAGCACGACGAGGACCCCGGCGGGGACGACGCGGCCGAGCGCGACGACGGCCGCGCCGACGAGCGGCUGCUGGCGGCGAUCACGGAAGCGACGGAGGGCGACGGGGGCGGGAGGCGGGGUCUCAUCCAGAACUACCUCGUCACUGACAGCGACGACGGCUCCGUUUCGUCCGGCUGUGAGACCGCCAGCUCGCUGACGUCCUCCGACGCCGAGCCCACCUCCCUCCCCUCGCAGUUCCCGCCCGACGAGGCACCCGCUACGGAGCAGACUCCGGACCAAGCGAACGACGGAAAGAACGAGGUGAUCCCGAUCCCGAUCGGCGAGAAGGCGCUGCGGCGGCGGUCGACGUACCCGCCGCCCGGCGCCAACGUCGACGACAUGACGAGCUUCGGGGAGAAGUUCGAGAGCCUGAUGGACGACCUGACGGCCGUGGCCGACCUGAAGGACGUGACCGGCCUGACGUGCGCCCGCGAGAACGCCGGCGACAACGAUAACGACAGCGCCUGCAGCGACGAGUCCGGCUACUCCGAGCUGCUGGAUGGCAAGGACGGUGUCGUAGCGAAUACGAUUAUGGUGUAAAGUCUAGUUGAUACGUGCGUAACGUGCGGCUUCUCGGACGCUUUUUAGAAGGCUUCUCAAACAGGCGCGGCAGACUGACAAGGCCGGCCUCGCGACUUUGAGAAGCGUUCGAGAAGCGCUACGCACUAGUGUAAAACAGGGUACGCCUGGUACUUCAUCCAGUUUAGUUUUGUAGAUAUUGUAUUAUAAAAUGUAAAAUGUCUCGAACCCUAGUUGUAAGUGAACUUCAUAUUUUCGAAUAUUAUGUGUGCGUGAAUAUUUAUUAUGUGAAGUAGAUUAAGCAGUAGUCUCGGUUGUCUCGGCCGUUCUGAAGCCGCUACACACGUUACGUUUCAUCGUACCGAUUACCUAGCGAAUGUGGUUCUUUCGACUAAUCGUUGUAAAUUAUCUGUAGAGAAUAUACGAUAUUAUAGUAUUAUAUAUAAGAUUUGAACAUUUUAAUCGCCACGACAAAACGUUACGUGUGUAACGUCGAAAUACUUCUGGAUAAAUUGAAAUGUCGCUAGGGCAACCAUUAAGGGUUAAUUCAGAUAGCAACGCGACGCGUAGAUGCAUUUCUA
This is a messenger RNA of Aricia agestis (brown argus), 3161 nucleotides long. RefSeq lists its product as uncharacterized. The record is from RefSeq and is a predicted model, not a curated record. Bases 664 to 2601 code for a protein of 645 amino acids. Lineage: Eukaryota; Metazoa; Arthropoda; Insecta; Lepidoptera; Lycaenidae. The transcript is spliced from 2 exons.